This is a messenger RNA of Fulmarus glacialis (Northern fulmar), 2480 nucleotides long. RefSeq names its product zinc finger protein 507 (gene ZNF507). Gene Ontology annotation, cellular component: nucleus. Gene Ontology annotation, biological process: regulation of gene expression. Lineage: Eukaryota; Metazoa; Chordata; Aves; Procellariiformes; Procellariidae. The record is from RefSeq and is a predicted model, not a curated record. The transcript has 5 exons. The annotation marks the transcript as partial.
AUGCUGCUUUCAGAUGAAAAAGGUAUUAUGGAAGAAGGAAGCAGUGUUGCAGUAUUGAUGCCAAAUAUUGGGGAACAGGAAGCUGUGCUGAUUUCUGAAACAGUCAUUGGCCCAACACUGCAGAACAGUGAAGAUCAGAGAAAAUGUAAAACUGAUCCACUAAUCCAUGUUAUCCAGAAACUAAGCAAAAUAGUUGAAAGUGAGAAGUCACAAAGAUGCCUUUUAAUAGGGAAAAAACGUUCCCAUCCCAAUGCUUCUGCAGAGUCCUUUGAUGCAGACAAUCUUUGUGAAAUCCCAGCUAAAGCAAUUGAGCUAUCUGUUAUUGCUACUAAAAAGACUGAAGAGUUGCAAGCAGAUUAUUUUGUGACUGAAUGUCUUCCGCAAAGCAAAAAAAAGGUGACGUGCUACCAGUGUAGUCUGUGUAAGUUUCUAUCACCUUCUCUCUUAGCACUACAAGAACAUAUAAAACAACAUGGGCAGAAAAAUGAAGUGAUAUUAAUGUGCUCAGAAUGUCAUUUUGCUUCCAAAAGCCAAGAAGAACUUGAAUCCCACUUCCAAAAUGACCAUGAGAAUGAUGGUAAAAAUAGCAUCCAGACAAAAGUGCAGCAAUGUGUAAAUGUCGCAAGUUCAUUUUUGCAAGGGCCAGUGGAAGGAAGUGUCAAAUCAGGGACUGAUCAGGCAGGAAAUCUGGAAUGUAAAGAUAUAAUUCAGUCUACUCAUAUGCCUAAAAUGGGUAGGAGAAAAUGGUAUACUUAUGAGCAGUAUGGCAUGUACCGGUGUUUAAUUUGUCGGUACACCUGUGGUCAGCAAAGAAUGUUGAAAACACACGCUUGGAAACAUGCGGGUGAGGUUGAUUGCUCCUAUCCCAUCUUUGAGGAAGAAAAUGAAACUACCAACUUGUCAGAGACAAUUGUAACUCACACACCUCAUAGCGUGGAUACAGUUGUUCUUUCUUUGGAAAACAGUGAACUUGAUAUCCAUAGUGAACCUUCUCUUCAACUUCAGAUUUGCAAUUCUGAGCAACUGUCAUGUAAAUCGCCAGUAGGAACAAAUGUAAAAGAGGAAGAGAUGUUAAAUCAGUCUGUAGUGCAUUCUCCUACUACAGAGGUUUUAGAGGAGACUGUAUCAGAUACAGAACAGGAUAAUAUGGUAACUGAUAGCCUACUUUCAUCAGCACAGAAAAUCAUCAAUUGUAGUCCAAAUAAAAAGGGUCACGUUAAUGUAAUAGUAGAGCGUUUGCCAGGUGCUGAAGAAAGUGUCUUACAGAAACCUUUCUUGAUGAACACUGACAUUGAAACAGAAAAAAAAUUUAUCUCAGAGGAGUCCCAUGUUACCUGUGAAGAACCUGAUGAAGUUUAUCGUUCAGAUGAAAUUCAAGAAGUAAUAAUAGGAUGGAAUAAUACCGAGAAGAAAGAUAAUGAAUUAAGCUCUAAUAAAAAUGUAACAACUGAUGAAAAUGUGCCUCCUGCACGAAGAAGGACAAAUUCAGAGUCUUUACGACUACACUCAUUAGCUGCAGAAGCUCUUGUUACAAUGCCUAUCAGAGCUGCAGAACUAACAAGGUCUAGCUUCAGGACUCUGACUGGAGAAGAUGCCAUGGAUGCAGGUGCAAGGCAGGGAGAAGCUGAUGGCCCAUGCAUGGCUCAUUCUAAAGUGGUAUCCUCACUUAAGAAUCCUUCAGAGGAGUUUAGUGGCUUAAACCAAAGUGAAUGUGCAAUAGUUGAGAUACAGAAAGAAAGGCCAGAGUUAUCAGAAGCACCAAUUAAAAUGGGCAUCAGUAUGUCACUACUCACUGUCAUUGAAAAACUGAAGGAGCGGACGGAUCAGAAUGCUUCUGAUGAUGACAUACUGAAAGAAUUACAAGACAACGCACAAUGCCAAAAUGCAAAUGAUGCAAAUAUUCCUGGAAGUAACCUAGUAGAAUAUAUACCUAAUGUAGAUCGACCCUACCGCUGUCGCCUCUGCCAUUAUAGCAGUGGUAAUAAGGGCUACAUAAAACAACACUUGAGAGUCCAUCGUCAGAGGCAGCCAUACCAGUGUCCUAUCUGUGAACACAUUGCUGACAAUAGUAAGGAUUUAGAGAGCCAUAUGAUCAACCACUGCAAAACAAGAAUGUAUCAGUGCAAGCAAUGUGAGGAAUCCUUUCAUUAUAAGAGCCAACUGCGAAAUCAUGAAAGAGAACAACACAGUCUUCCAGAUAUCUUUUCAACAGCUACAUCUAACAAACUAAUAGUUUCCAACGAAGUAGAUGAAAGAGAAGGAAAUAAGACUUCAGUUCAGAAACUGUAUAGAUGUGAUAUAUGUGACUACACAAGCACAACUUACGUUGGUGUACGAAAUCACAGACGAAUUCAUAACUCUGAUAAGCCAUAUAGAUGUCGAGUAUGCGACUUCGCCACUACAAAUAUGAAUAGCUUGAAAUGCCAUAUGAGGCGCCACCCCCAGGAGCAUCAGGCAGUGCAGCUAAUGGAACAGUACAA